AUGUUGAAGCCGGGCGACCCGAGCGGCUCGGCCUUCCUGAAAGUGGACCCGUCCUAUCUGCAGCACUGGCAGCAGCUCUUCCCUCAGGCGCAGCUGAAGCCUCCUCUCUCCCAGCAGCCUCCACAUCCUCAGCCUGACCGCCUCUCCAUCCCCGUGGACAGCCUGCGCCAGUCCCGCCUGCACAGCCACCUCCUGGCCUCCUCACACUGCACCUCCUCCUCUACGUCUUCUUCUUCAGCAGCUCUCGCCCCGUCCUCCUCCAUCUCCAUCUCCACCUCCGCAGGGAUCUCCCAGCUCCCCGUCCCCCAGCAGAUCGCCCUCUUCGGGCAGGCGUUGGCCCCUGUGUGCGCCGGUCCUGGAGGACCAGCAGGAGGAGGACCGGGAGGAGAUCUGAUCGUGGUGGUCCCUCAGGAGAACCAGCAGCAGAGUCACAACAACCCAGCAGCCGCUGCGGGGCUCCUCCAUCACGCCAAAGAGCAGAGCUGUGGGGGGGUCAGCGUGGUGUCGUCCAGCGUGAAGAGCAGCGGGGGAGGAGGAGAGGAGGGAGGCAAAGGAGCCAGGUUCAAGCUUACGUCGGAGGAGCUGGACUACUACCUGUACGGACAGCAGAGGAUGGAGAUCAUCCCGCUGAGCAACCACACGGGAGAGACCAACAACCGAUGUGACAUGUGUGCCGACAACAGGAACGGCGAGUGUCCGAUGCACGGCCCUCUUCACUCUCUACGGCGACUCGUCGGCACCAGCAGCACGGCGGCCCCCGUCACCCUCCCCGACGUCCCCGAUUGGCUGAGAGACCUGCCCAGAGAGGUGUGUCUGUGCACCAGCACCGUUCCUGGUCUGGGUUACGGGAUCUGUGCGGCUCAGAGGAUCCCUCAGGGGACCUGGAUCGGCCCGUUUCAGGGAGUCCAUCUGCUGCUCGACAAACUGCAGGCCGGAGCCAUGAGGAACUCACGACACCUGUGGGAGAUCUACGACGCCGAGGGGACGUUACAGCACUUUAUUGAUGGUAAUGAUCCCAGUAAGUCCAGCUGGAUGAGGUACAUCCGCUGUGCCAGACACUGUGGGGAGCAGAACAUGAUGGUAGUACAGUACAGGUCUUGCAUUUUCUACAGAGCCUGUAUGGACAUCCCCAGAGGAACAGAGCUGCUGGUUUGGUACAAUGACUCCUACACUUCCUUCUUCGGCAUCCCACUGCAGUGCAUCGCUCAGGACGAAAACUUAAACGUCCCAGGUACAGUGGUGGAAGCCAUGAGCAGACAGGAGUCUCUCCAGUCCUUCAACAAGAAUGGCAAACCCUCCUCAUCGUCCUCCUCUUCUACCCCCUCCAUCGUCCCCAUCAGGAGCUCCAUGGUCUUCCCUCACUCCCCCUGCCCUAGGAGUUUCUCUCUUAUGGACAAGGUCGGGGUUAGUGUUCAGUCGGACACCAGUUUCGGCCAGCUAGGGUCAAAGAACCAGCGAGUCCUGGCGAGCCCGACCUCCACCAGCCAGCUGAGCAGUGAUUUCAGCGACUGGCACCUGUGGAAGUGCGGCCAGUGCUUCAAAACCUUCACCCAGAGGAUCCUGCUGCAGAUGCACGUCUGUCCGCAGAAUCCAGACAGACCGUACCAGUGUGGCCACUGCUCCCAGUCCUUCUCCCAGCCGUCAGACCUGAGGAACCACGUGGUGACGCACUCCAGCGACCGACCCUUCAAAUGUGGGUACUGCGGCCGCGCGUUCGCCGGCGCCACGACGCUCAACAACCACAUCCGCACGCACACCGGGGAGAAGCCGUUCAAAUGUGAGCGCUGUGACCGCAGCUUCACGCAGGCCACUCAGCUCAGCCGCCAUCAACGACUUCCCAACGAGUGUAAACCGGUGAACGAGAGCAGCGAGUCCAUCGAGGUGGAUUAACCCCGACUGCUGACGGACUCAGACCGCGCCCACACUGAGGCGGCUUCAUUUGAAAACACGUCUUUUUAAAAAUCUCACCGAGUCGACAUUGUUCUCACCACAGAGUUCAGAUAUUUUAUACACGGACUUUAUGACAGCAGCGCCACCAGAGGUGACUGAAGAAGCAAAUCCAACCAUUAAAAGCUCCAUAAAGCGUCUCUGAUUAGCCUCAUGUUUGACCCUGUCCCCUUUUUUUAAAUAAAAGCCUGACAAUUUUUAUUUUUAAAUGUGAAAUUAUGGAAUUUCACGAUUCAAAUUUAGCGAUUAAUCGCGUUUAGGAAUUUGUAUCGUCUGAUAGCCAGAGCAUCAUCAUCUGUCUCGCAAUAAAAACAAAAACAGCAAACUUCAAUGAGUGAAUUUGGACAUUCAAAAAUUAAAUCUGAAGGCGCGAAGGUGACGCUCAGAAAUUCCAAGAUUAAAGUCAAAGAUUUCGAUUACAUAUUUUGCUUUGAAAUGCAAAAUGAUCAUGCAACAUGCAAUUACAAAUCGAUUAAUCGCGAUUCACUUUUGAAAUUCAGCGAUAAAUCGUAGUUAGUAAGGCAGCAUUUGUUUUUGUAUUUACAGCCUGUUUUGCUGCUGCAGGCUGAAGUUAUCUCUUGGAGUAUUUCCUCGGUUUAAGACCCUUAAACAUGUCAAAGUUGAUCCGGUUUGUAAAGCCUGUCCAGGUACAUCACAACGGGUAACUUCAUGAUCAGGAGAGUAACACUGAAUCCUCUCUGCAGCAUUUAGGAACCAAAAUCAAAUCUGUCAGAGAAACGAAAACAGUUUAUCUUUUCCGUGUGGGGCUGAGCUCUUUGGUAACGCAAGCUGAAAGUGUGAGACGUUCUUCUUCAUCGUUUUCAGAUUCAGCCGCCUCAGUGUGAACAAAGUCUGACCAGCGACCGGUUUAAACUCCGCCCACUUCCUGAGAGGAGAGACUGUAAAGCCACACUCGUCCUGCCGGAGAGAAUCCUGAUUCAACCAAACCAAAGAUCCUUUCUGUUUUUUUCCCCCCGGCAGAGAAGAAGAACUCGGACUCACCCAGGAGAGAAUAUUUAUUGGAGACGUUUGGGUUUCCCUCCAAAGAAAACUUGUCCUUGAAACCGGGACAAAAACAAUGAAAUACCAAAAAAAAAACAGACUGAUGUUCUGUCUGUAGCUUUACUUCCUGGUUUCUUUUUAUGUCUUUCUUUUUGCAGCAGCGAUGCCAAAGGAGGCUGCGACCAAAGCAAACAGACUGAGAAUGCACAACGAGCAUCAACACGGGCGUCUGAGGAGGAUGCUCGAGUUUACUAUAAAAAAAAAAAAACAGAACAAACUAAAGAAGGAUGUAUUGUAAAGAAAAAAGACAGAAACGUGAAAGGACAGAAGAAACAAAUUAUAUUUAUCUUGAUCCUCAUAAAAUGCUUCGGGCACUUUUGUUUUAAAAUGUGGAUAAUUUAAUUUCUGCAGCUCUGAUGUCGGCUGAUGUAAAGAUGGCGGAGGGAGACAAGAAGAGAUAAUGGACGUGAUUUCUUAUAGAAAUAAUCGUUCACGAGGAGAUGUGUUGAACGACACAGAACGUGCUUCAAUUAGUCCAAAUCUUCUUUUUUGCUCGUUGUAGCAUUUCACUUUUUCUUUUUAUUUCCGUUCAAAGAUGGCGUCGGAUCAUCCGAGGUACUGAUCUAAACCAGGGCAAACGUUCCCCCUCAUGACCGAUGUUCCCUCAGAGAGUCGAUCUCACAACAAAGUGUAAAUAGUUCCUGUGUUGUUCUGAAACACUUUGAGGGUCAAAGCACAGAUAUUACAUGAACACCAAAAAGGUUUGUGUGCCUGAGAGUUUAAAAAGCUUUAAUAAUAAUAAUAUUCAUAAAUAAAUGAACAGUCAGACUUUAAACUGCUCUUCCCAAAGACUCACAGUGUUGAACCUGCUGGACGUAAAUCUACAGUCCGAACCAAAACUCAAAGAGAUGCCUCACGUUUACGUUCAUCACACGGACAUCUGGAAGAGUUCAUGAAGAGCAACGAGUUUAAAUCAACAGUAAAUUUAUAUCCUUGUUGUGCUUUUUUAUAUAUAUUUCAAAGGAAGAAUGUACGACAUGUUCCACAUAAAUAUAUCAGAG
Molecule: messenger RNA, 4010 nt
Organism: Labrus bergylta (ballan wrasse)
Lineage: Eukaryota; Metazoa; Chordata; Actinopteri; Labriformes; Labridae
Gene: prdm6
Product: PR domain containing 6
Biological process (GO): regulation of transcription by RNA polymerase II
Cellular component (GO): nucleus
Molecular function (GO): histone methyltransferase activity; RNA polymerase II transcription regulatory region sequence-specific DNA binding; protein binding
Source: RefSeq, a predicted model, not a curated record